Messenger RNA from Lactuca saligna, 888 nucleotides. The record is from the annotation of a GenBank genome assembly. NCBI's taxonomy places the organism in Eukaryota, Viridiplantae, Streptophyta, Magnoliopsida, Asterales, Asteraceae.
AUGCAAACAAGACAACAAGGAACAAGAAUUACUGCUUUUCCAUCGCAGUUGUUCGAAAAAAUAAUAACUACAGUUGGAGGAAAUUCACCAAUAAAUGCUUUUAAGUGCCAGUUAGUUUGCAAACUCUUUGGGGAUUCUUUAACAUCAGACAUAAUAUAUAAAAUCAUAGACACAAAUCGACUAAUGUUUCGUCCAUUAAGUAUUCAACCGUAUGAAGUCAUAAGCAAAUGCAGAAAGUUGAACAGCCCACACAUACUUUUCAACAAUGGAAUGUAUUUCAUGAUAGGGGAAGAAAUAGCAGGGAAACAAUUGCUUCAAGAUGCAAACGAUCAGGGGCAGUUGGAUGCGAUCUUCGAAGAGUGCUUCUAUUAUGGCCAUUUUGAUUUAGGAUUGUCUUUGUUGAGACAAGUAGCAAAUGAAGAUCAUCUUGAGGCAAUUUAUUUGCUUGGAAUGAUCUGCAUUUCAAGAGGGCCUCAUCAAUGUGAUGAAGGUUUACAAUUACUUGAUACCUAUUUUGGCUGGGUAGUUCCGGAUGAUGGGGAGUACACGGGUGUUGUUGAUAGUGCUAAAGAGUUGUUGCAGGCUGUUGAUGUUGUUCAUAGACUUACAACGAAUAACAUCACAUUCCAAUGUGAAGACCCACAACAUUCUGUUAAAGGUGUAUUUGCAAUAGGCCAUGAAGAGGAUGAGGAUCGACAAAGUUAUUGCAUGGUUUGUCGUUGAUUUUUGUUCCAUGGAACUAUCGGUAGCAUAAUACCAACGGAUAUGGAGUCGGCAACAUUUUCCCUAGCAACUCCCACUCUCGCUAAUAGAAAUAAAAUUCGUAGACAAUGUGGUAGCAACAUUGCUAUGGAACGACAUUCCAUAGCACUAUCCAUUACAGAUUAA